Messenger RNA from Cynara cardunculus var. scolymus (artichoke), 1635 nucleotides. Its product is annotated as protein PAM71-homolog, chloroplastic. The transcript has 10 exons. Gene Ontology annotation, biological process: manganese ion transmembrane transport; Golgi calcium ion homeostasis; Golgi calcium ion transport. Gene Ontology annotation, cellular component: chloroplast; Golgi apparatus. The coding region runs from base 231 to 1319 and encodes 362 amino acids. Lineage: Eukaryota; Viridiplantae; Streptophyta; Magnoliopsida; Asterales; Asteraceae. The record is from RefSeq and is a predicted model, not a curated record. Gene Ontology annotation, molecular function: calcium ion transmembrane transporter activity; manganese ion transmembrane transporter activity.
CUUUCUCUAUCCACCCGCACGGCAAGAAUCAUCCCACACUCUGAACAACAAAGCAUUCUUUUGGCCCCCAAAAAAGAUAGAAUUUUGGGUCCUCAAUUUCUCUCCACCCUCUUCCUUCUUCAUCCUAACUCAGCAUCAAGAUUUCUGCAUCGUUGGGUUGAUUGAUUCUAAUGCACUUACUGAAAGAAAUGGAUCUGAAGUUAUAAGUGAAACCCCAGUUCAACACAGAGAUGACAGGUCUAAUUCUCCAUCAAGCACCUGUAUUGGUGCUAUCAAAUGCAAGAAGAAAGCUGCCUUUGUUGGCAUCUGUUGAUUCUUCGCCUUGCUUUGCUGAUUUACCUACAAGAACCAUAUGUUCGUCUUCCUCACCCUCAUCAUUACAAUGCAGAGACAUAUUCAAACCAGAUUUGGCAGGCAACAGAGUUAGAGCAAAUGCAUCUAAUGUUGGUGUUGGCGCUGGAGGCUAUGCAGGGAGAGAUGAAAAUGACAACCAAAAUUUAUCUACUAAUGGUCCAACCAGUGAUAGUUCUUCUAAUAUUAAAAAGCUCCCUAAGGAAAUUCCUUAUCCGCUCUCAAUAGCCCUUGUGUUAUCUGGAUGUGCGUUAGUAUUUUCCAUAAUCGCCUUUGGGAAGGGUGCACCAUCGUCUCUCUUAGCAGCAAUCUCAAAGUCGGGAUUCACUGCUGCUUUUACGUUAAUUUUUGUUUCUGAAAUUGGAGACAAGACAUUUUUCAUUGCAGCGUUAUUGGCCAUGCAAUAUGAUAAAGUACUGGUUAUCUUGGGAUCAAUGGGUGCUUUAUCACUUAUGACCGUUUUGUCGGUCAUAAUUGGAAGGAUAUUUAAUUCAGUACCAGCUCAAUUUCAGACAACGUUGCCGAUUGGAGAAUACGCUGCAGUGACUCUUCUGAUGUUCUUCGGCCUCAAAGCUAUCAAGGAUGCAUGGGACCUUCCAUCAAGUAAUGUUAAAAAUGGUGAGAAAAGCAGCUCUGAACUUGAUGAAUUUGCAGAAGCUGAGGAGCUCGUAAAAGAAAAGGCAUCUAAACAGCUCAAGAAUCCAUUUGAAAUCAUUUGGAAGUCAUUUAGUCUUGUAUUUUUUGCGGAAUGGGGUGACCGUUCAAUGCUUGCAACCAUAGCUCUUGGGGCCGCGCAGUCUCCAUGGGGCGUGGCUAGUGGAGCCAUUGCUGGUCACCUGCUAGCAACCGCUAUCGCAGCAGUUGGAGGAGCAUUUCUUGCCAGUUAUAUUUCCGAGAAACUGGUUGGGUAUUUGGGAGGAGUAUUAUUUCUACUUUUUGCAGUCGCAACGUUUUUGGGGGUCUUUUAAAGAAGCUGAAACAACCCAAUGAGUAAAGCCAUGGUUAUGGGCAUAAAGGGAGAAAUGAUCAUCAGCUUGUUCUAAUGUGUUUCUUGGUGCAUUCCUGUAUUGUGAGUAAAACAGCAGGAUGUUACAUGAUGAUUAAUCUUUAUUUGUUGGAUAUGAGCAAUCAUAAUGCCGUUUCUAGAGAGAUCGACAAUCGUGCAAAAUAAUAGGAAUCGUUGGAAACAAAACGAAAGAUGCUGUUGUUCAUAUACUUUAAUAUUGUGUUUGCAUCUAUGGUAAUUGUUAGAAUUUUCUUAAUGAGAACAAGUGAUUUUGGUUG